AUGGAUUCAGCAAGUUUAUUCAAUGUUCAGGGCAAAGUAGUGCUGGUAACUGGCGGAGCCAAAGGAAUUGGUCGCAUGAUCUCGGAGGGCUAUGUCACAAAUGGCGCGACCGUCUACAUCUCGUCUCGUGAUGCAAAGGCCUGUGAGCAAGCCGCCAAGGAGCUCAACGCAUUGGGCAAGGGCAAAGCCCAUGCUAUCCCAGCCAACUUCUACAACUUAGACGACGUGAAGAAGCUGGCCGAGGAGCUAGGCAAGCGCGAAGGCAGUAAGUAUCUUAAGCCGUAUCUGACAGGUAUCGCCUCCGUACUAACGCGCUAUCUUCCUCUAGAACUUCACGUCCUCGUUAACAACUCCGGUUCGAACUGGGGUGCCCCUUACGACGAAUAUCCCUCCGAAGCCUUCACACGAGUCCUCACCCUCAACCUGCACCGAGUCUUUGACCUGACACAGCUCGUCACACCACUUCUUGAGAAAGCGGCUACCCCCGAAGACCCAUCCCGUAUCAUCAACAUUGGCAGCAUUGAUGGGCUUCGUGUUCCCUCCCUCGAGACAUUCGCAUACAGUUCCAGUAAGGCCGGACUGCAUCACCUAAGCCGUGUGCUCGCCAACCACCUGGGCAAGCGAAACAUUACCUCCAACACCUUGGCCUGCGGACCUUUUGAGAGUAAGAUGAUGGCCGCUACAUUGAAGUCAUUCGGCGAGACUAUCAAGGCCGGUGUGCCUCUGGGUCGUAUUGGAACCCCGCAGGAUGUGGCUGGUUCUUGCUUGUUCUUGAGCAGCCGUGCUGGUGCGUAUAUUAAUGGCUCGACUAUCGCAGUUGAUGGUGGAAGUGCUAUUGCUGCCAAGCUGUAA
Molecule: messenger RNA, 852 nt
Organism: Penicillium soppii
Lineage: Eukaryota; Fungi; Ascomycota; Eurotiomycetes; Eurotiales; Aspergillaceae
Product: short chain dehydrogenase/reductase family
Exons: 3
Coding region: 1-852 (283 amino acids)
Molecular function (GO): oxidoreductase activity
Source: RefSeq, a predicted model, not a curated record